Messenger RNA from Manihot esculenta (cassava), 1922 nucleotides. RefSeq names its product galacturonokinase. Gene Ontology annotation, cellular component: cytosol; cytoplasm. The transcript has 14 exons. The record is from RefSeq and is a predicted model, not a curated record. Gene Ontology annotation, molecular function: galactokinase activity; ATP binding. NCBI's taxonomy places the organism in Eukaryota, Viridiplantae, Streptophyta, Magnoliopsida, Malpighiales, Euphorbiaceae. Bases 325 to 1569 code for a protein of 414 amino acids. Gene Ontology annotation, biological process: galactose metabolic process.
UAAGAAUAUCAUUUGUAUUCUAAAAAAUAAAAUAAAUUAUCACUGACUGAAACUAUAUAAUGAGUUUACAGAGUGUCUGCUCAUUCCAUUUUUAGAUCUUAAGAAAUGCAAGGUAGAAGAACUUUGACGUUUUAACUGAUUUUUCCCUUUCCAUUUUCCUUCUAUAUAAAUCAGUAGCAGACACAGACACCCAUCAAAAUUUCUGUUCUGCCAGAGGAUUUGGGACAAUGGAGAAAGGACUUUCUUGGCCUUGUGAAGAUGAGGUAAUGAUAGUAACAAAACCCACAUGCUUUGAUUGCCUUGUAAAUUUGAUGGCUGAAGAGAAUGAGGCAAAUCGUUUCUGCAAUGGCUGGGAGAAGUCCUGAGGAAGUUCGAGUUGUAGUCUCUCCUUAUCGGAUUUGUCCUCUAGGUGCGCACAUUGAUCAUCAGGGUGGAAUUGUUUCAGCUAUGACAAUUAACAAAGGAGUACUUCUGGGGUUUAUUCCUUCUGGUGAUACCAAGAUUAUACUGCGCUCAGGACAAUUCAAUGGAGAAGUUAGAAUCAGCAUUGAUGAAGUUCAAUACCCAAGACCCAUUAGAAAAAAUGGUGAGAACCAUGCAUGCGAUUCUCGAAAAUUACAAGAAGAUAGUAACUGGGGAAAUUUUGCCAGAGGAGCUGUAUAUGCACUGCAGAGCAGGGGGAUCUCUAUAACUCAGGGCAUCAUAGGUUACAUUAAUGGUUCUGAAGGUUUUGACAGUUCAGGCCUCAGUUCUUCUGCUGCUGUUGGAGUUGCUUAUCUGUUGGCUUUGGAAAGUGCAAAUAACUUAACUAUACCUCCUACUGAAAAUAUUGAAUAUGACCGGGUGAUUGAAAAUGAAUAUUUUGGCCUGAAAAAUGGCAUAUUAGAUCAAUCAGCAAUAUUGCUUUCGAGACAUGGUUGCCUAACAUGCAUGGACUGUAAGACUAAAGAGCACAAGCUUAUACGUCCGCUGAAGUUGCAGAAAUUUUACAAAAUAUUAGUGGCAUUCUCAGGCCUUAGGGAUGCUUUGACCAACAACCCUGGGUACAAUUGUCGGGUUGCAGAGUGCCAACAAGCUGCAAGAUUUUUACUGAAAGCUUCUGGAAAUGACAACUUGGAGCCUUACCUAUGCAAUGUUGAGCCAGAGGCAUAUGAAAUGUACAAGAGCAAGUUGGAACCCAUUCUAGCCAAACGAGCAGAACAUUAUUUCUCCGAGAACAACCGGGUUAUCAAAGGACUUGAAGCUUGGGCUUCAGGCGACUUACAAGAAUUUGGAAAGCUCAUUUCAGCCUCUGGUUUAAGUUCUAUUCAGAACUAUGAAUGCGGCUGCGAGCCACUGAAACAACUGUAUGAGAUUCUUCUAACGGCUCCUGGCGUAUUUGGGGCACGGUUUAGCGGUGCUGGAUUUAGAGGGUGUUGUGUUGCAUUUGUAGAUGCUGAUUUUGCAGAAGAGGCUGCUUCUUUUGUUAGGGAAGAGUAUCUCAAGGCUCAACCUGAACUGGCUACUCAACUCAACCCAAACUCGGCAGUAACAAUAUGUGAAGGAGAUGGCUGUGCUCGUGUAAUCUGAUCAAACUGAUUAUACUACUCUGCCAUUUAUUAUCACUUCAAUUCUUUGAUCCUCUUAUUUGUUUGUUGCCAUUGCAAAUUGAUUGUAACCUAUCAAGAAUUCUGGGAAUGUCAAGAAUUUGUCCCUGAUUUGGUGGGCUCAUGAUCUGUAUGGGGUUGCAUUUGCAUUACCAAGAAUUUGUUUUAGCCUAGUUUUCCUUGUUAGCUUUUGCUCUCUCCCCUUCUUCUACCAGAAGAGAAGAAUUCUGGGCUUGGAAUGGGAUUACUACAAACCUUAUGCAAUAAUUACUGUGUUCAUCAAAUCAAUGUGGAAUACAUUUCCAUUAAUUAAUAAAUUAAUUCUUGGUUUUGUAA